AUGGCUUCCCAAUUGCCCAAUAAGACUUACAAGAUAUUUUCGACCAUCAUCGCGCUUUUCAUUUCCUACGUACUUCUGUCAAUCUUUUUCGGAAACACUCCAGAGACUCUGUGGCCACAGAAACUGUCUCGGUUUUCGCAAAGUGCUAUUCGCGAUGGAGCGCUCGACCACAUUUCUAACAGCACGCUCGGGUUUGAGCACGUAUAUGCUAUCGGUUUGAAAGAGCGUACAGACAAACGCGAUUUCCUUACGGUAUCAGCCUCAGUAUCUGGCUUCCAAGUUGAGUGGCUUGACGGUGUUCGCCCGCAAGAAUUACAACAGAAGGCGCUACCUAAGGGAUACAACCUUUCAGUUAAUACUCCCAGUGAGAUUGGAUGUUGGCGAGCUCACAUGAAUGCAUUGACCAAUGUUCUUACCAAUUCAUAUUCAACCGCCUUGAUACUUGAAGAUGAUGCCGACUGGGACGUGAACAUCAAGAGUCAACUCCAAGAAUUCGCUCAUGGCCUACACUCUCUGAAAGGAAGCAAACCAACCGAGCAAGCUCCUUACGGAACUGACUGGGAUCUUCUCUGGAUUGGAGGGUGUUCAUCAGGACCUGAUACCAACGAAACUCGAUACUACGCCAUACCCGAGGACCCAACAGUCCCAAGUGUCAAAAAUCGCGGCACAUGGUCAGGCCCCCUUGAUAGCUGGAAGGAAAUAUUCCCCGAAGACUCAACACGUUUUGUUUACCGCGCUAGAGAAGGCUGCUGCACUUAUGGAUAUGCUGUCUCGAACAGAGGGGCAAGGAAAAUCCUCACUGCUCUCGCUAUUGAUCACAUAGAAGGACCGGUCGACAAUUCUAUGUCUGAACUGUGCGGUGGUCUUGGUGAUCGCCAGCGAAUUGAAUGUUUCGCACCUUUCCCCAAUCUCAUCGGCACAUAUAGACCAGCGGGUCCGGCAUACAAAGAUUCCGAUAUUCAAAACGGCGACCAGACAAUGCACGGGGAACUUUCUCAUAACAUGGUGUAUAGCACACGGCGCAACAUUCAUGAACUGAUAUCUGACCAGGAAACAGUGCUGUCGCAAUGGGGAACAGAAUCUUGGUCACCAGCAGAAAUCCGUCCCAAGGAGUUUGUCUACCCACGAGGCUACCUUGUUAACUAG
Penicillium antarcticum is the source of this 1146-nucleotide messenger RNA. RefSeq lists its product as uncharacterized. The record is from RefSeq and is a predicted model, not a curated record. Bases 1 to 1146 code for a protein of 381 amino acids. Lineage: Eukaryota; Fungi; Ascomycota; Eurotiomycetes; Eurotiales; Aspergillaceae. The transcript is spliced from 4 exons.